ACCGAGUUGCGCCACGCUAACUUCUAUCUGCUGGGAUGUGCUGAGCAGUUAUCAUCAGCAAGGCGUGGCACUUUGAUCACAUUUAUCUCAUAGUAUCGAUUAGACUACGUAGACGAUAGAACCUCGCCAAGGAAGAUCAGCUGCUCCUAAUCACCGAGAAGAAGUGUUGAAUUGUCGGAAGAAGUACAAACGGUGGCAGUAGCAUCUCCACGUCUUCAUCUUGCUGACCCUUGUAUACCAUCCUUAUCAUCCUCUUCGAUAAGCCCAACGGUAGCUACCACCUUUAGCCGCUGGUACUUUCCUAUUAUCUUCUAUCCAUCCAUUCGAUUCCUCUUCUACUGUGAUUUCUGUUGAUUCCACCAUGACGAUGAUGCCCUCCAUCCAAGAGAAUACCAUUGCCACCGACAUGUUGCCUCCGUCAAAACUGGCCCAACAUGCGCACGCGGAACAGCGGUCAUCCCACCAAGAGCGCUGGAGCGAAGCCAACAUGCAACAAGCUAUCAAAACUUGGAAGUUAACAGAUGUGGAGAUUGAGCAACUGCGGACACUCAAGGGCGCUCUUUCCGAUGUGGAUCAUUUCAAGUGCACACCCCACGAAGUGGUUCGGUAUAUUCGCGGCCCCAAGGGGUAUGAUCAAGCGGAACCCAUCUUUCGCGGUAUGAUUGACUGGCGUCAGAACUGCGACGAAGACAUUGACAACAUGUUGGAUCACUACAAACCUCCUCGAGCGCUCUACGAGUACGCCGCCAGUAGUCUCUUGGCGGGUGUCGACCACGACAAUGAUCCCGUCUACCUCGAACGAGCGGGAGAAAUGGACGGAUAUGGCUUUGUCACGCGGUACGAGUCGUCCACCAUGCGCAACGAUGUCAUUUGGCGGCGCGAGUUGACCGCGUCGGGUGCCUGGAUUAACGAUUACGAAAAGAAACACGGACAUUUGCCGCGACAAAUCACGGUCGUGUACGAUCUCAAGGGACUGUCGUCCAGGCAUAUGAAAAAGGGAGUGGGGGCAUUCUUCAAGGAAGCUGUGGGGUACACGGCAGACAAGUACUAUGGGGUAGCCAAGAGAAUGAUUAUCAUUCGAGCACCCUCGAUUUUCCGCAUGGUGUGGAGAAUUGUGCAAACUUUCUUUGCUCCGGAAGUCCGGGCCAAGAUGGUCUUUGCGGGGAAGGAUCACUUGGCCACGCUCCGCGAAUACAUGGACAUUGAUAUCCUUCCUCCCUGUAUCAACCCCGAUGGACACGGACAAGCCGCCCGUGGAUUCCCACCCAGUUUUGAAGCCGGGCUAAUCCCCGACGAUUUUGACGACAGUGACGAAUUGUGCAGCUACAGUGGCAAUACUGCCUACUCCUCCUUUUCGUCGGCAGACUCGGAACUGACGUCCUCCACUACUAGCAACAGCAGUGUUUCGGGCAAACCCUUGCUCAAAGGUUCGCUCAAGAUGUCCAAGUGUGGCAAGCUGUUUCACUUGGAUCUAUCCUCCCUCACGGUCUUUCACCAUCACAAAUAAAUGAAUGCAUGCACUUCAAUGAAUGAAUAAUAAAGGAACAAAAACAAACACACGCGCAAACUAGACCAAGAGAGACAUCACCCAGGCGGUCCAGGAAAUGGCGGACUGACCGACCGAGGAAUAUAAAGGUUCCGGCUGGACCUUCCCAAAACAACACCAACGAGCGCAAGAGCCCCCGCCCUCUACAAAAUGGAUCCCAUCUGCAUAGAGAUACAUUUACUACUUAUAAUAGGACUACUACUAGCGAAUACAUAUUAUAAAGGAAUGCACGAUGGUCCAUCCGUCCUUUGGUGUCUCAUCCGAGGGGGGGGGGGGUGCUCUCGUACGGUAGAAGCCAUGAUGGA
Seminavis robusta is the source of this 1851-nucleotide messenger RNA. Lineage: Eukaryota; Bacillariophyta; Bacillariophyceae; Naviculales; Naviculaceae. The record is from the annotation of a GenBank genome assembly.